CCAAUCACCAAUUCCUUCUGCAAAAGCAGCCUCUGCAUUUUUUUGUCUGUCUGAAUGCUACAGCAGCACGGGGGGAAAAAGAUUGAGGAUAAGGCAAAAACUGAAGAAAUGUGACAAUUCAACGGUCAUUUUCAUGGCGAAGGGAAAACUGGUGCGAAAGGAGUUAUUCUGGGACUCCUUUGAGCCUCGAAACGCUGGAUCAAAAUGCUCAUAGUGGAGAAGACCACAGACUUCCCCUCUGCUGAGUUCUCUCUGGUAGAGGAUGUGGCUCUGCACUUCACCUGUUUGAUGGACAGGUUGAACGAGCAGCGCCUCUUCCAGCCUGACCUGUGUGACGUCGACAUCGUUCUGGUGCGUCAGCACAGCACCUUCCCGGCCCACAAGGGCGUGCUGGCAGCCUACAGCCCUUUCUUCCACUCUCUUUUUGCCCAAAGCAAACAGCUGCGGCGGGUGGACCUGUCACUGGACGCCCUUACCUCGCAGGGCCUGCAGCAAAUCCUCAACUUCAUUUACACCUCCAAACUGCUGGUGAGCAGCCGCACCGUCCGCGACGUGCUCAACGCCGCUACCCUGCUGCAGAUGAGCGACAUCGCAGCCUCCUGCCGCGACCUCAUCAGCAGCCACUCGCUGAGAACCACGUGCGCAGAUAUGGCCAAUCAGGAAGGGCUUGGUAGCGGUGACCCAACUGCCGUAGCGAUGCCCCCCAGCCAGCUGUACCCGGAGAUCAAACAGGAGUCAGAGCUGGGCAGGGUGUACAAGAGAGAAGGCAGCAGCCCAUUCUCUGUUAGAGUGGAGGAGGCCGGCAAGACGACCUCCCAGCAGAAGCAGUAUUACCAGGAAGAGGAUGGGUCAGGGGGUGGAGCUAGCACGGGUGUGGCUGCUUUAUGCAAAGUUGAAAGCAAUGGGGAGUCGAAGACUGCAGAUGGCCACAACUCCUUCAACAGAGACCAGAUCAUUGUUGAAGUCAACCUAAAUAACCAGACCCUAAACGUGUCAAAGGGAUCAGAGGGCAAAUCAGCAACCGCCACAGAGACAGCCACCAUCUUCGGUCACUGCCAUGACAACGAGAGAGACUCAGAGGACGACGAGGAGAACGAGGCCGAGAAUGACGACACAGUUGGAGAAGAUGAUGAUGAUGACCUGAGGAGGGGGGACAUGCUGGGGCAGAGCAGCGAGGAGGAAGAUGAGGAGGAAGAUGAGGAAGAGGAGGAGAACACCCUAAACAUUCCAGGUUUGGAGCAGCCGGCAAUGAUGGAUCGACCCCGCCGGGGAACCAGAGCCUUUGCCAUGGCGGGUACAACUGCCUCCAUGCGGCAGACACUCACAGAGGCCACGCUGGCCAACCAGCGACAGGGCGGGAAGAGGACGCUGGACGCAGAGGGCCUGGGCCAGAAAGUGAGGCUAGAGGAGAAGCAACAUUUCUCAUGUAAGAAAUGCCCUCGCGUCUUCAACAACCGCUGGUACCUGGAAAAACACAUGAACGUCACUCACAACCGCAUGCAGAUCUGCAAUAACUGUGGGAAACGCUUCCUGCUGGAGAGCGAGCUGCUGCUGCACCAACAGACCGACUGUGAGAAGAGCAUCCAGUGUGUAACAUGUGGCAAGGCCUUCAAAAAGCUGUGGUCGUUACACGAGCACAACAAGAUCGUCCAUGGCUACGCCGAGAAGAAGUUCUCCUGCGAGAUCUGUGAGAAGAAGUUUUACACCAUGGCUCAUGUCAGGAAGCACAUGGUCGCCCACACGAAGGACAUGCCGUUCACCUGUGAGACGUGCGGGAAGUCAUUCAAGCGCAGCAUGUCCCUGAAGGUUCACUCUCUGCAGCACUCGGGAGAGAAACCCUUCAAGUGUGAGAACUGCAGCGAGCGCUUCCAGUACAAAUACCAGCUGCGUUCCCACAUGAGUAUCCACAUCGGACACAAGCAGUUCAUGUGCCAGUGGUGCGGAAAGGACUUUAACAUGAAGCAGUACUUUGAUGAACACAUGAAGACACACACUGGAGAGAAGCCGUACAUCUGUGAGAUCUGUGGGAAGAGCUUCACGAGCCGGCCCAACAUGAAGCGCCACCGCCGCACCCACACCGGGGAGAAGCCCUACCCCUGUGAGGUGUGCGGCCAGCGCUUCCGCUUCUCCAACAUGCUCAAGGCCCACAGGGAGAAAUGCUUCCGCGUCAGCAACCCCAUGGUCGCCGACAGUAACAACCCCCUCGGCCUCGAACAGCCUCUGGCCUCGCCCGCCGUGGACUCUUCCGGUCAGGUGCAGCUGGGGGCGACACUCCCCGCCACGUCUGUGACCACACCCGCUGCUGCCUCUAGCCCACACCCCCUCCAUGGAACCCAGCUGUCUCUCCCCCUGCUGCACUCCAUGGGGGGGCUGCCUCCCACCACUCAUUUACCCCCACCGCCUCCUCUGUUCUCUGCCGGUAGGAUGAACUCCAACAACUAACAAAUCUCCGUAGCAUCGAAAGCACUUUUGUUACUUUUUGUUUUGUUUUUCUUAGAGCUUUUAAGAGGACUCCUGCAGCAGGAGAGCGAUGCACCUCAGUGACAUUUACAUUGAGGGGAAAAACUGACUGAAGGCUACAUGGAGGCCUCAUGAAAAAAAACAACACACACACACAUACAACUACCACAAUAAGAAAUAGUUAUUUUUUACUCUGUUAAAUACAAUAGAUAACCUCAGAGUCCAGUAGGACGUGUUGUCACCACGCUUCUCCUCAUGAAUUUCACAACUCUGUUCUGGUUUCAUUUGGGAUUUUCCACUACCACACACAUCUCUCUCCAGAGCCUUGCACAAUGCAUUGAUUGUAGCAUCUUUUACAAAGUGGGAGGAAGAGGUUUCCUAAAUCUUCGCUCAUACUAGGGGUCAUCGGUCGAGUGAGAACCACACUAUGGUGAGAAAAAAAAUGUUUUAUUUUUGGUCGUUCUCUGCCAAUAUGUAGCGAGUGGUUCUGGUUUGACCCAGCAAUAACCAAAUGCUGAUUUGUCUUUGAGCAUAUACAUGUAUAUGGCAUUGCCAAUAACCAAAUCCUGUAAGCUCACCCGCUAUAGUUAGAAAAUGUUAUUCAGCAUUUAUAAUCGAUCCUGCACCUUACAUUUAACUCUAGUGAUAUUUAAAAUGUACUCCUAAUUGUCUUCAUUUUUAUAAUUGUUGUAGUGUGUAAUUCGUGGCACGUUACGUCAUUUUGUCUGGACGUAAGAGAAGUUGUGACGCGUGGAGAGUCAACCGUGCAAUGCAGUGUGGUGUUUGUGACUGUGUGUGCGUGUGUGUGUGUGUGUGUGUGUGUGUGUGUGUGUGUGUGUGUGUGUGAGCGCGUGUGAGCGCGUGUGAGACGUGAAGCAGAGACGGGAGAUGAGGAUUUUCAGAUCUACGUUAACGUCAAUGCUUGAGCUUCCCCUGAGUCAGGAGUCGGAGUAAUUUGUUGACUCUCAUCUUUUGCUUACAUUAAGCAAGCACGCUCCUCUCCUGUAGAUCUGGCUUUGAGACAAUAUCGCACUUUUCUGUGACUUGUUAGUAAAACCCUAAUGUACCCAGACCUACGGUAUAUGUGUAGGUUUUAAAAAUCUAAUGUUAAUGUUAACUUACAGCUCAUUUUCCAACUAAAACCCGAUCUAUGUAAUUAGUUACCAAGAGUGUAGGGAUAAUAAUAUUCACAAAAACCUGCUUAUGUAGCUCAUUAAGUGUGCACACUUCAUCAAGAUGUAUAUUGUGAAAUGAUAAACAUUAUAUUCCAAUGCCUAAAUCUCUCAAAGAGCACUGACAGUGAUUACUUUUGGCACAACAGAGCGGAUCACUAAAAGGGCUCCUUAUGAUAACAUCACUAUUAUAAACUAGUCCGUUUCUUAUAACGGUGAUCUGUAGAAGCUCAAAGUUAGAGACAUGCAGUAUGUAAUACAGAGCGUGUGGCUCUACACGCACUGUUAGCGGUUGUUCGACGUGACCCGACCGGAGGAGAACUGAAAGAAUCCGUGUCAGUAAAAAGUUCUUCUCUUGAAGGAAUAUCUUGACAUUUUGGGGAAAAUGCACUUAUUCGAUGUCUUGCCGAGCGUUAGAUGAGAAGAUUGAUGAAUUAAUACAUUUGAAGCUAGCGGCUGGUUAGUUUAGCUUAGAAUAAAGACUGGAAAUGGAAGGAAACGGCUAGCAUGCCUCUGUCUGAAGGUUAGAAAAAGUCAUCUACCAGCACCUAAAUCUCUUUAAUUAAUACGUUUAAAUCUUGUUUGUUUUAUUCGAGUAAAAACCGAAGUUUAAAAACAAUAAUUUAUCGUUUUUACUGGGUGUUAUAACGCUUUGGAGGAGCCCAAUAAUGAACUGUUUCCAAUCUUUAUGCUAAGCUAAGCUAAACCAGCCGACUGUAUAUUCAUAUUAAAUGGACAGAUAUGACAGAAGUGAGAAUUUUCUAAUCUUCUUCCCAAAAUAUCCAAAUAUUCCUUUAAAAUCUGACAUUUCAAUCAGUUAAUUAUCCAAAAAGAGUCUCUGUGCACUGUCGAUGCACUCCUGCUCACUUUAUCUAUAGAUAGCCGACUCGUAGUGUAGCAUUAACCUGUAAAUAUUGUUAAGAUGUGUUUCUUCCUCGUGAUUAAUUCCUCAUGUUUACAUUUGGAGAGUCAGUUGAAUGUGCCCCCCACAUGUGUCUUGGCUGGUACUACAGAAAGUUUGAAUUUGUGGAUAAGCUUUUGUAAGUGUAAUAAGCUGUUCAUUGUUUUAUUUAAAAGACACAUUUUAAGCACCUUAGUGUUGUCUUAUGUCUUAGUUCGCCCCAGUUACAUGUGUUUCUUAAACUGCCACGGUUAAAACAGUUUGGGCCACGUCAGAUGCUAUUUGAAAAUGGUACUUUUAUCUUUUUUUUUUUUCUUCAUGUGUCUAACACAUGUUUUGUACUUUGUUUUGCUGCUUUUGUACAGGGUCCAGUUUGAGACUGCCCUUUAAAUGAAAAGUCUAGAGCUGUUAAAUUGUUGAAUAUAUUCUGGCUGUGAUGAAUCCAAUUUAGCCUUACUGGACAGUUGAGCUCCAGGGUCAGAAACGAGCUACAAUUUAGAGAUUUGGGGAGCAGUUUGAUGAGGUUACUGCCAACAUUUUAUACCCAUCUAAGGUUUGAUCUGGUCAUUGGUAGAUGGGGGUCGGACUAAAGGCAACCUGUCAGUGUCACACAAACAUAAAGACUGUUGCUCUCUUGUGGUAUCUCAGUAAACUGCACUCUGUUAGCAAUCCUACACUAAAUAAAGAGGAAAGCCCCCCUUACAUUAAAAAUAUUAAAGUAUUUUUCCCACUUCACUGUUUUGAGAAGCACUAGCCCAAGAGACAAUAAUGAGAUACUGUGGUUAUAGCUUGUGUAUUCGCCUUAUACUUGGAGGGAUUUGAAGGUUUCUGUGUUAUGGAUGAUGGUAGCUGAGGAGGGAUAGUAGUUAAUACUACUGAUUUAUGCACUUUGAAUUUGAUUGCCACACUAGCCCAUAAUGGGGAACAUGUAUGCAGAUACAAGGUGAAGAGUUAGCUAGCAGAGAUGUGUACUAAUUAUUUCCACUAUUUAAAUCCAAAGGCAUACACUUUACAUUUAAAAUGUAUUGUGUGGAUAUUGAUGCUCAUAAAUGAUUAACAAAAUCUACAAAUUACAGUCAAUUUAUUUGUGUUUUUUGUUCAAAUUUGAUCAGAGUUUGUGGGUAGUAAGUGGCAGACUGACGCCUGACCUGUGUUUUAUUUCCUUCAAUAACUUAUUUGCCGUGUUGUGGCAUCCUGCACACUGAGGAUUAUCUCCGCCGUGAGGAGUCAGUGCAGCUAAACUGGUGUUUCUGUGUUUCAGUCUGCCUGUUUUACAAGUAUUUGUGACUCUCCCAUGAGGGUUUCUGAUUGGUUGGUAAUGUCCGAUUACUGACAUACUCAAGAGAAAUUAGUUUUAGCGUACCGGUUUCCGCCUAUGAGCUUUUAAAAUGUGACUGUUAUAUAUUUCAGGCCGUGAGAAAAUGUAAAGGAAGGUGUCAGUUGCCAAAUUAAGUAAUGAGAAAGAUAUUAAUUAUUUGAGCACUUUAUACUCCAGUUCAGCUGCAGGGUUUGAAGGCUGAUACAGUUGCAGUUAUUUGCUGACGGCAGGUGUUUUUUUUUUUUUUUCCAUGGCAUAAAAUUAUAAGAAAUUUCAAAAAUGCAGUCUCGGCCAGAAAUGUGUUCUUGGCAGGUGUUCAGUCCUCUGAAACAACAUUUUGUUUAGACCAAAGGUUUGUUCAGACCCUGCAGAAAUAAGUCCUUCUGUAUGUACCUGCUUGGAAAUAUUAUACUGGGAUCUACUUAAGUUACAGGCUUCCUAACCAGUUCUGUAGUAAUUAAUUGCUGUUAUGAUAAAUCAAACUGUAUCAUAUUGAUCAUUGUGGAGGGGAAGGACACAGAGCAGAUGAUCUGAUGCCAAAAAUGUAUCAAAUUACUUGGUGAAUUGUAAAAAACUAUAUAAAAUAUAUCUGUUUUACCCCUCUUAUAUCACUAUAUAAUAUACUGUAUAUAAUUCAUGACACAGCAUUUGGAGAAAGUAUAGAGAGCGAUUUGGCUACAAAAGUCUAAAUCUGACCUAGAAAGUAAAAUUGAAAUGUUAAUCCUUUUGUCUUGGAUUAUUUAGUGAACAAAUCUUACCUGAAACAAUCUGCAAACAAGACUGAACCCACGUCUGUGACAAAGCAACACUUAAUCAAGCUGUACAUUGAAAAUGUACCGAAUGAAAGAGAGACAUUUAUGAGCCCCAAAAUAACAUAAAAAAAUAUAUAACAAGUCAUUUUUUAAAGUGUAAUCUUUUUUUAAUCUAAUGGCGGGAACUUCAUGUAAAGGUAAAUGGCAGUAAAGUUGAGAUUCUAGAAACUGAGAAGAGAAAUUUUGCACAAUGUUUAAGAGUCCUAUAUUAUAGGCAAGGCUUUAUGUCUUUUAAUUAGCCAAAUUCUCCUUUUACUAAGGCUAGCAGCCAAAGGCUUGUAUUAGAUUAGGCAAAGCAGGACCUGCCCUUGUCCUUAAUCGAGGGUUUGUCAGUGACUGAGUGGGUGCCUAGACACCACAGUGACUGUGCAUUCUGCAUUGCACCCAAGUAAAAUGUUUGUCACAUAAUGAAGCAUUGAACGUUGCAGUUGGUACAAAGCAGAAAGUGCUCAUGGGAUUGCCAAGUUGGGUCUCUACUGGGACUUCUAGUUUCGGGUUUAGCUGCUUGAGGCAAAGUAUAUAUCCAAAAGGAUUGGAUUGUGUGGCCUUCAGCUUCAAGAAAAGUGUUGGGAAUUUUAUUGGCGAUAUUGGAGAGAAAGAAUUGUAUGUCUGUAAGAAUUUAAAGAAAUGUGUUACUUUUUUGAAAAAGAAAAAAGUCUCUCUCUCUCUCUCUCUCUUUUUUUUUAUAAUGUCAUUUAUUUUUUUUAUCUACCUAUAUUGUGGGUGGAAACUUAUGGAGACCCAAAACUGACAAAAGCUCAGUUAAUAAAAUUGUUAGUUAAGUUAUGAAAAUGGAGAUUAAAUAGUAGAGGUACAACAAUUAGUCAGUUAGUUAGAAAAUUAAUAUAACUACUUUGAUCAAUUAAUCUUUUUUUUUUUUAAAUAGAAUGUAGGUUUCAGCUUCUCAAAUCUGAAUUAUUUCUGGUUCCCUUCUAGUACAGUGCAAAAGAAAUAGACUAUUUUAACUUUUAUCACAUUCUUUGGAAAACAAUGUGUCCGUUUUGAUUGAGUUGAUUAAGUUAACUGGAUUUCUCUGUUAGACUGUUGGUCGGACAAAAUACAUUUAGACAGUUUUCUGACAUUUUAUAGACAAAUGAUGCAACCAGCUGGUACAAAAAAACUACUUUUAGUGUUUUAGUUUAGUUUGUUUGGAAAAAAAAGAGACAAUAAAUCUAAAAAUAAAAAUUCAAUUUUCAUAAGUUACCAUAUUAUUUAGUGUAUGUUUUGACACUAAUCUUCAUUUUGUCAGUUUUGGGCUCCAUAGAAAGUAGAAUAUAAAAUUGGAAAACAAGUGUUUGGUGGUUAUUUUGUAUGUGAAAGUUUGGUUUGCUGUUAUAUUACAUUUGUUCGAUGGUGACUUCUCCCCUUUUUUGGGCAAAAAUAAAUGUGAUAAUAAAGAUAGGCACCAAUGCCAUAGUCAAUUCAAGGAAGUUUUAUUCACAUACCCUCUGCAUUUCCCAUACUUACUCAUACUGCAGUUGUGUUAAAGAAAUCAUAAUGUGUACUGUUCUUUGCUGAUUCUCUACCUUGUAAUGUAAACACUAUGUCUUAGUUAACUCUGGUGUACAAAGACCAUGUGUAGGCAGUAGUUGUCAAGUUCAGCUAUAUUAAAAUACUUAAAACCGUACAAGGCCAAUAGUGUCUAGAGGUGCUAAUAACAUUAGACUGUAUUUUCUGUCUUUUAUUGUAUUAUUGACUAGUGUUUACUGUCUGUAACACAGCAGAGCGUAAUGAAAUCAUUUCAAUAUUAAACAGUAUAGAUAUAUUAUUGCAAA
Molecule: messenger RNA, 8438 nt
Organism: Dicentrarchus labrax (European seabass)
Lineage: Eukaryota; Metazoa; Chordata; Actinopteri; Moronidae
Gene: zbtb47b
Product: zinc finger and BTB domain containing 47b
Exons: 6
Coding region: 205-2442 (745 amino acids)
Biological process (GO): regulation of transcription by RNA polymerase II
Cellular component (GO): nucleus
Molecular function (GO): RNA polymerase II cis-regulatory region sequence-specific DNA binding; protein binding; DNA-binding transcription factor activity, RNA polymerase II-specific
Source: RefSeq, a predicted model, not a curated record